AUGGCAGCCACAUGGGUCAUUGCCUUGAUCCUGGUCGCAACAACCGUCAACGUUGUUGCAAAUACCAAUGACCUUGGUGUGAAUUGGGGGACGUUGACGUCCCACCCAAUUGAUCCCAAAGUAGUGGUUCAACUUCUUAAAGAUAAUGGCUUUAAAAAGGUUAAGCUUUUCGAUUCAGAUCCUCCUAUGGCGGGCUUCUUGGCCGGAACGGGGAUUGAGGUCACGCUUGGGAUCCCAAACGAUCAGCUUGAAUUCUUGUCUAUAGACUAUGAAUAUGCCAAGGAAUGGGUCAAAGAGAAUUGCACAUUGCAUCUUGGCCAUGGAGGUGUCGAUAUCAAGUACGUUGCGGUUGGGAAUGAGCCGUUUUUGACUAGCUACAAAGGGAGAUUUACCAAAACGGCGUUCCCGGCGAUGAAAAACAUCCAGAGGGCACUAAACGAAGAAGGUGUCGGGAAAAAAAUCAAAGCAGUAAUGCCUCUUAACGCAGAUGUUUAUGAAUCAAAAUCAGACAAACCGAGCGACGGAGUAUUCCGCGGUGAUAUAAGGGAUCUCAUGAACAAGAUUGUGCGUUUCUUGAUGGAUAAUAAUUCCCCAUUUGUGGUCAACAUAUACCCUUUCCUUAGUCUCUAUUUGAACAGCGACUUUCCUUCAGAUUUCGCCUUCUUUGACGGGGGGUACGCCAUUCAGGACAAAAAUGUUCAGUACACUAAUGUCUUCGAGGCGAACUUCGACACUCUUGUUUAUGCGUUGAAGAACGCUGGCACCCCGAAUUUGUCCAUCAUUGUGGGGGAAAUUGGGUGGCCAACAGAUGGCCACAAAGCAGCAAAUAAGGCCAAUGCUAAGAAGUUCUACGACGGUCUGUUCAGAGUUUUAGCAAGUGAUAAGGGAACCCCACUUCGUCCUGGGGAAAUACAGGUCUACCUGUUUGGCUUGUUCGAUGAGGACACCAAGAGCAUCGAACCGGGGAACUUCGAGAGGCACUGGGGAAUCUUCGACUUUGACGGAAAACCGAAAUUCGCAAUGGACAUGUCCGGUAACGGAGCUCACAAGGAAUUAGUAGGUGCCAAAGGGGUGAACUACUUGCCUAAGCAAUGGUGCGUGUUGGCAAGUUAUUCCACGGACCAAAACUUGAUCGAUGACCAGACGAGUUGGGCUUGCUCCAAAUCCGACUGCACCGCCCUCCAGGAUGGCGCGUCUUGUUCCGAUCUCGAUCCUAAGCGUAAGACCUCCUAUGCUUUUAACAGUUACUACCAGAUGAAUGACCAACAUGAAGAGGCCUGUGACUUCGAGGGUUUAGGCAUGAUUGUGAAGCAAAAUCCUUCCACAGAAUCUUGCAAAUUCAGUACUCAGAUAGAGGUUGAUGGAGCCACCAGGUUAAGUUUUGCGUAUGGUGCCAUUGCUUCUUUUAUUUCAUCAAUCACCUUGUUCAAUUUGUUAUAAGUUUGAGGCUCAAAUCCUCAAGGUUAUAUAACCUAAAUGGGUUUGGUCUACG
Hibiscus syriacus is the source of this 1492-nucleotide messenger RNA. RefSeq names its product glucan endo-1,3-beta-glucosidase 8-like. Gene Ontology annotation, cellular component: plasma membrane. Gene Ontology annotation, biological process: carbohydrate metabolic process. NCBI's taxonomy places the organism in Eukaryota, Viridiplantae, Streptophyta, Magnoliopsida, Malvales, Malvaceae. The coding region runs from base 1 to 1440 and encodes 479 amino acids. Gene Ontology annotation, molecular function: hydrolase activity, hydrolyzing O-glycosyl compounds. The transcript has a single exon. The record is from RefSeq and is a predicted model, not a curated record.